AUGGCUUCCCCGGCGGCGGCGGGGCCCGGAGCCGCGCUGCCCCCGGCCGCGGCGCGCCGAGACUUCUACUGGCUGCGCUCCUUCAUCGCCGGAGGUGUUGCAGGAUGUUGUGCCAAAACAACCACUGCACCACUGGAUCGAGUAAAGAUUUUGCUGCAAGCUCAUAACCACCAUUACAAACAUCUAGGAGUAUUUUCUACGUUGUGUGCUGUCCCCAAAAAGGAAGGGUACCUUGGGCUGUAUAAAGGCAAUGGGGCGAUGAUGAUCAGGAUCUUUCCCUAUGGCGCUAUUCAGUUUAUGGCAUUUGACCAAUAUAAAAAGGUAAUAAAGAAACAGCUUGGGAUUUCUGGGCACGUGCAUCGAUUGAUGGCUGGAUCCAUGGCAGGUAUUACAGCAGUGAUUUGUACUUACCCUCUUGAUAUGGUUAGAGUUCGCCUGGCGUUCCAAGUAAAAGGGGAACACAAGUACAUGGGAAUUAUCCAUGCAUUCAAGAUGAUUUACACAAAGGAAGGUGGUUUGAGUGGCUUCUACAGAGGGCUGAUGCCAACUGUGGUGGGAAUGGCACCAUAUGCAGGGUUUUCCUUUUUUACCUUUGGUACCUUGAAGAGCAUUGGGCUUGCUCAGGCCCCUCAGCUGCUUGGCCGGCCCUCGCUGGAUAACCCCGAAGUGCUGGUGCUGAGAACUCACGUGAACCUGCUGUGUGGGGGCGUAGCCGGGGCCAUCGCUCAGACCGUGUCGUAUCCCCUGGAUGUGACUCGGAGGCGGAUGCAGUUGGGAGCGGUUCUGCCGGACUCUGACAAGUGCCUUACCAUGGUGCAGACACUGAGGUACGUGUACCAGCAGCACGGAGUGCGACGGGGGCUGUACCGGGGGCUGUCCCUGAAUUACAUCCGCUGCGUCCCCUCCCAGGCCGUGGCUUUCACCACCUAUGAACUCAUGAAACAGUUCUUGCACCUCAACUGAUCGUUUGUUUUAAAGACUUUUCUGUACAACUACACUAUCAAUCCUCAAAUGAUACUGAUAAAUAAAUGACUUGAAGUUUAACAGAAAAAGCUCUCUGUUACUGCGGACCUGCUGUGUCUGACAUCUUUAUUUGCCAAAAUGUGGUGAUUUCCUGGAGUCAGAGCCAGGGGACACAUCCACAUCAACAUGAGCUAGCUCUGAACACUUUUUUGCACUUGAUCUUUUAGGCUUCAUUAGAUGAAUUCUAGGAAUGGCACAGUUUUGGAGAUCCAUGUUUUACACAGGUUCCAAGCUGUUAUUUAGCUUUAUCAGCAUUCCAGGAGUUACAUGCUGCUGAUUAUGCUGCCUUUGAAGCUAGUAAUUAGGCAUCUGUUCUUUAAAAAUGAAAUGGAAUAAACUGAUUUGAACACAAUGCAGUGGUUUUGGCACUCAGAUCCUUGCCAGGUCUGCAGAAGCUGAGCUUGGCAGAGCACACUGCAGGCAGCCUUUUAUUGUUCUGUGUGCAAGAACAGGAAUUGCUGCCCAGGAAGGGAUCUU
Molecule: messenger RNA, 1500 nt
Organism: Melozone crissalis (California towhee)
Lineage: Eukaryota; Metazoa; Chordata; Aves; Passeriformes; Passerellidae
Gene: SLC25A16
Product: solute carrier family 25 member 16
Exons: 9
Coding region: 1-963 (320 amino acids)
Biological process (GO): transmembrane transport
Cellular component (GO): mitochondrial inner membrane
Source: RefSeq, a predicted model, not a curated record